AUGGAAGUCCUCCUAGAACUUGUACCUAACCGUGUCUUUUUUCAAAUCCGUCCGGACAACCCUUCGAGUGGAAUUCACAUGAACGAGAGGGAUGGCUUCAUUUACCAUUACCACAGUAUGGACAACUUAUAUAUAUCCGUGAAAAUACGCAAAUAUUUUGGACCAAUGACGUUAUCGAACAUACAUCGCCAUUGUGUUUUGGUAGACAAGAGUUUAAAGCACACCGCAGGAAGACAUUUGUUCUACACUAACAGUUUCGAGACGCUUGGCUACCAGCAGAAACGUACCAGCGCCAUUUUCUUAAUGGGGUGCUAUCUUGUACUGCGGCAAAAUUUUACUCCGGAGCAGACAAAAGACAUGUUACAUGAAGUAACUGGGAGUGUGACACCUUUCACGGAUAUGGAAGGCUCGACGGCGCAUGCUUUGACUCUACUAGACUGUUGGCGAGCUCUGUACCAUGCUAUGGUAGUCAAUCAAUGGUUCCGAAAACGAGACUUUGACAUGGUCAUUGACCUGUGCGAUGGUAGCGAUGAGGUCAUAAACUGGGUCGUACCAGGACGGCUACUGGCCCUUGAGGACCCUAAGGAACCACGGUACAUGGGACGAGGUCCAAGGGUCCGUUAUUCUAUCGUCGAAAUAUUCAAACAACACAAAGUGAGCACGGUCGUCCGACUGAAUGGGAGGGACUACGAGUACCGUACGAGCUAUGGACAGCCUUACGACUCGGAAGAGUUCGUCUGUCGAGCGAUAAAACAUUACGAUAUUUUUUUCAAAGACGGCGGUAUCCCUUCGGAAUCGCAACUUAACACUUUCUUAAAGAUUGUCAAGAAAGCACAUCAUCCUAUUGCAGUACACUGUCAUGCCGGCCGAGGGCGUACUGGGACUAUGCUCGCAUGUUCACUGGUACGAUUUUGGGGGUUCGAAGCAGUUCAUGCAAUAGCCUGGGUUCGAAUAUGUCGUGCGGCUUGCGUCGUUGGAAUACAACAGGGAUUUGUAAAAAUGGUCGAAAACAGUUUGCGGGAAAAGGCGUGUACCUCGACCUCGGGGCAAGCUGGGAACCAAACCCACGGUGUGCACACCCCCACCAAAUAUUUACGACAGAUUCAUCUCGUUGCCCCACCGCGUGUACAAAGACGGCCGACGCCUACGCGAUCAAACCCUUGCCCGGCGAAGUCGACCUGCGACAAAAAAUCAGAACAAACCGAACACUCCACCGAGAAAAGCUUAAAACCUCCACAGAAGAUUACGGUCCUGCCGAUCAGCGGUGGUAUGAGCGGAACACAACUGAGGAGACCGAGAACUAAGGUCCACACGAAGGUGCCGAAUAAUAAAACAAGAGUCUGCCACGAGCUGACAUUGAGGAAUAACUGGCGCAAAUCUGAACAAAAACCACAGGGAAUAAGAGCGAAGUCGCAGAAAAAGACCAAGACUACAGAACCAGCUAACGUUAACGGCGUGACCAAUGUCUCGCUAAAUACGAAUACACAACUGAGACUGAGCGGUGUUCUGGAUUUAACUCUACUCAAAAACAUGCAUAUGUUUCAAGAGCUCGAACCGAAAAACAAGUACCUACGGGCGAACAUCUCCGAUAAGGUUUCGUGUUACAUCGCGAAGCCGGGACAGGGGAACUAUUUCCAUCAACCAAAAAGACAUGCUGUGGACACGGCUAAGGUCGCCAGGCUAGAAACGAUGCUGCAUUUUCAAAGUAAACCAACGAAAUGCGAACAGUACGAGUUGAAACAAAAAGUAAGCAAAGCUCAAGAUGACCUUGCGAAAAUUCAUUCGUCCCGACCGCAGAUAAAGGGGAGUAAAUCUUCUAUUCCGUUUGUGAAGGCGCCUAUCAAGUACUCGAGUUAUCAGCCGACUUUCGACCACCUUACCAAGUUACUUAGUUUUGAUAGAGAAAGCAAAUCUCCUGUUUCAAGUUGUGGAAAAGACUAUAAAAUCCCCAUUGUUUCAACCGUAAACGGCGACAAAGGUCAAAAUCCCAGAGUCGAGAAAACCGUUUCGCGCAACAAGACCGAGCGCCGUUUGGCCUGGGACGAGCCUGAAGUAAGCCCGCAGUGUGCAAAAACUGGUGGUGUCAAGGUACUUCGUGACAACAAGAAAGAUAACGUGGUUUUAAAUGAUUUUCUGGAGAAACAUAGACAAACGUUGUUUGUAUCAAAGACUGCCAACUGUGCCGGGGGGAAUAGAGAUAAUGGGAUUAAAAUACGAAAUCUACAUAGAUAA
Paramuricea clavata is the source of this 2232-nucleotide messenger RNA. The record is from the annotation of a GenBank genome assembly. NCBI's taxonomy places the organism in Eukaryota, Metazoa, Cnidaria, Anthozoa, Malacalcyonacea, Plexauridae.